Molecule: messenger RNA, 815 nt
Organism: Oncorhynchus gorbuscha (pink salmon)
Lineage: Eukaryota; Metazoa; Chordata; Actinopteri; Salmoniformes; Salmonidae
Product: 5-azacytidine-induced protein 2-like
Exons: 7
Coding region: 8-700 (230 amino acids)
Biological process (GO): canonical NF-kappaB signal transduction
Cellular component (GO): cytoplasm
Source: RefSeq, a predicted model, not a curated record
GCCUGGCAUGGAGCUUGGCAUGGAGGCAGUGGAGGACGAUAUCUGCAUUCUGAAGCAUGAGACGGCGUACGGUGGAGCAGGGGAGAGCCCCGUGUCCGUGUGUGCCGGGGAUGAGUCCGUAGCCUCCCACUUUGCCUUGGUCACAGCAUACGAGGACAUCAAGAAGAGGCUGAGAGACACGGAGAGAGAGAACACACUGCUGAGGAAGAGAGUCAAACAACUGGAAGAUAAGCUGUUCAGGCCUGAAGCUCCUUCCCCUGAAGGACCCCAGUACGUCAACAAGGCCUUCAGUGCCUACCGUGGCAUCUACAUGGAGAAGGAGGACCUGCAGCUGGAGCUCAAUAAACUGAAGAGGGAGAAGAGUGAGUCUGAGAGGCUCCUGAAUGAGCAGCUGCAGGCCAAAGAGAUGGAGCUGCUGCAGUUAAAGACUGAGAUGGAGACCAGUCAAGUGAUGAAGUCUCUAACCAGUACUCAGGACUACUGGCAGGUGGACAGGAUCAACAGUGACCUGAAGAUGCAUACGCUGCAGGAGGAGUUGGAGAGGAUGACUCUGGAGAAGAACCGACUGCAGGGACACUGUGGGGAUUCUUCUGGAACUGACUGUGACCAGAAUCACGGGAGUCCAACCCCAGCGAUAAGGCAGUUCUACAGUCCUAUGAGGCCCUGGCCACUGAGAUCUCCUCUCUACACUCAGUGUUGAAACAACAGUCUGACCUGGUGAAGAAGCUAGCAGCUAACAGACGAGCAUCACCCAACUCAACCACAUAUCCCUAAAGGUAGACUCUGUCAGCAUCACCCAACACACAUCCCUCUGA